GAGAAGGCGGUGGGAGGUCGCGCGCCGCUGCUGCGCUCGCGGCCCGGGCAGCUGGGGCAGCUGGAGCAGCUGGGAGAGAGGCGGUACCGGAGCGCCGGCAGCAGGGAGCCUCCCUCGGAGUCAGAAACGUGAAGCGGAAUAAUUAGGUCUGAACCACUUCAAUAUGCGCUCCAGCAUGACAGGCGCCCAGGGCGACGCUUGCACACGCCUCUCGGUAGCGAUAGCCUGCCACAGGUCCGGCCUAUGAAGUAAAUCUAUCAAAACCCAGCGCUCGGUCUUACUUUGACAGCGGGAGGGGCGAAUCCUGGUUAGAAAGUCAACUGUGUGUCAGGUUGGAAGUCUGUCUUCACAGGGCGAGUGCUUGUUACUCAUCCGUGCGCACUUGCAGCGAUGCCGAACAAAGGCAAACACAACCGUCCGAAGAAGUCGAGAGGGCAGGCGGAGAAGAAGGCCCAGGCGGCGCCGGCGGGGUCAGCCAGAGAUGGAGCAGCUGCUGCAGCACAGGUCCAGUCCAAACCGGCAUCGGCCACCCCCGUAGCCCAGACUGCCAGCAUGAAGCCUGCAGAUCCCAAGAAAGCACCGCCGUCGCCCGCCAAAUCGGCCGCACCCGCCGCCGCGGCCAGCAAGGGCAAGCCGGAGGGCAAGCCGAAAGAGGCACCGCAGCAGGUCCCCAAGGAGCCGCCCAAGGUAGGCCUCCUCACCCCUGCGCCCUGCGCGUGACUCCAGCCCCGGCGCCCUCAUGCUGGGGGAGACGGGCUCUUGGCUCCGACCUGUCUGCUGAACCGCUUCACCGCUAAGCUCCGAAACGAUCCCCUGUGUCGUCUCUUUUUUGCACUUCGACCAGUUGAAGUUUCUUUCACAGAAUCAAGUACGUCUUUCAGAUCUUCAUCUUGGAAAAUUCUUCGCCAUUCAGUGAGAGUGUCUUUGGCUGGGUCAGGAGAUGUGGCGUGCUGAGGGCCAGUUCAGUAGCCGACCCGUUUCCCUGCAGUGCAGCUCCCUGCUCCGGGUGCCGUGUGGAGUGUCGUCCUUGUGACGGGCUCCUCCAGCCGCUCGGACACAACUGACAGGUGGAGGCCAUAGCUCUUGGGCAGGAAGCCAGUUGGAAGGGAGAAGUACUGGCAGUGAACCUGUUGGAGCUGCUUUCUCACAGCUCUCUCUGGUCUCAGAGGGGCGCAGAGCUCAGUCAGCCUCCUUGGUCAGGAACCCUGCGGCCAGC
This is a messenger RNA of Lepisosteus oculatus (spotted gar), 1216 nucleotides long. The record is from RefSeq and is a predicted model, not a curated record. NCBI's taxonomy places the organism in Eukaryota, Metazoa, Chordata, Actinopteri, Semionotiformes, Lepisosteidae.